Molecule: messenger RNA, 11574 nt
Organism: Condylura cristata (star-nosed mole)
Lineage: Eukaryota; Metazoa; Chordata; Mammalia; Eulipotyphla; Talpidae
Gene: UTP20
Product: UTP20, small subunit (SSU) processome component, homolog (yeast)
Exons: 62
Coding region: 149-8539 (2796 amino acids)
Cellular component (GO): small-subunit processome; 90S preribosome; nucleolus
Source: RefSeq, a predicted model, not a curated record
CGGCGCCCAGGGGCUCUCGCCGCACGUGAGAGUCUCCGCACCUGGGAGUCGGAGAGUACUAGAGUGUGAGCCACUUUCCCUUACUUACAAUCAGUUGCAACCUUCCGACCCGUCGCGAGGCCCUCGCGGCCGCUCCCCCUCUGUAGCCAUGAAGACAAAGCCCGUUUCCCACAAGACCGAGAACACGCACCGGUUUCUUACAUUUGCAGAACGACUAGGGAAUGUGAAUAUCGAUAUUAUUCACCGGAUUGACAGAACUGCAAGCUAUGAUGAGGAAGUUGAAACUUACUUUUUUGAGGGUCUACUGAAAUGGAGAGAAUUGAACCUUACCGAACACUUUGGGAAAUUUUACAAAGAAGUUAUUGACAAAUGCCAGUCAUUCAAUCAGUUGGUCUAUCAUCAAAAUGAGAUCGCUCAAAGUUUGAAAACUCACCUGCAAAUCAAGAACAGUUUUGCCUAUCAGCCACUUUUGGACUUGGUUGUGCAGUUGGCUAGAGAUCUCCAGACAGAUUUCUAUCCGCAUUUUCAGGAUUUUUUCCUGACCAUCACCUCAAUCUUGGAGACUCAGAACACAGAGUUGUUAGAGUGGGCUUUCACCUCACUGUCCUAUCUUUACAAAUACCUGUGGCGACUGAUGGUGAAGGACAUGGCCAGUAUAUACAGCAUGUACAGCACACUCCUGGCUCAUAAAAAAUUACAUAUAAGAAAUUUUGCUGCUGAAAGCUUUACUUUUUUGAUGAGAAAGGUUUCUGAUAAAAAUGCACUUUUCAAUUUAAUGUUUCUUGAUCUUGAUGAACAUCCAGAAAAGGUGGAAGGAGUUGGACAGUUGCUCUUUGAAAUGUGCAAGGGAGUUCGGAAUAUGUUUCACUCCUGCACAGGAACGGCAGUGAAGCUAAUUUUGCAAAAAUUAGGACCAAUUACUGAAACAGAGGCUCAACUACCUUGGAUUUUAAUUGGAGAAACACUCAAAACUAUGGUCAGAUCUACUGCAUCCUACAUCUACAAGGAGCAUUUUGGUAUAUUUUUUGAAUGUUUGCAAGAAUCACUCCUGGCUCUACAUACAAAAGUAACCCAGACUAACUCUGGUGAAAGUUCUGAACAGGUAAAAAGGUUGUUGGAAACAUACCUAAUUCUUGUGAAACAUGGAAAUGGAUCGAAGAUAACCAAACCUGUUGGUGUUUGUAAGGUACUGUCUCAGUCAUUCCAGGUAGCCCAUCUCUCCACAUCUUGCCGGCAGACCCUCUUGGAUGUAAUUUCUGCUUUGAUGCUAGGUGAAAAUGUUUCCUUGCCAGAGACCCUCAUCAGAGAAACCAUUGAAAAGAUUUUUGACAGCAGUUUUGAAAGGCACUUAAUCUUGGAUUUUUCUGAAGGCAUGUUUACCAUGAAGCAGUUUGAGCAGCUUUUUCUACCCAGCUUUCUCUUGUAUAUUGAGAGUUGCUUCUCAGUCGAUGACAGAACAGUUCAAGAUGAAGCUCUGGCCAUUCUGACCAAGCUCAUUGUGAACAAAGCCUCGCCUGCUGCUGUUGGCUGCACGGCACUUCAGUACCCUCUGGUCUUCUCACCGCAGACAGUGGGGUCCUAUAUAAGGCAGAGGAGUAUAAGAUCUAAGGAAGGAAAAGAGCAGAAAACAGUAUUGGAUCAUCUUUUAGCUCUCAUUCAGUUACCCCCUAAUAAAGAUGUUUGCCUUUCACAUUCUUGGGCAGCCCUUGUUGUGUUACCUCAUGUCAGACCUCUGGAGAGAGAGAAGGUGAUUCCACUGGUUACAUGCUUCAUAGAGUCACUCUUCACCACUGUUGACAGAGGGAGCAUUGGAAAAGGAAGCUUAUUUGUUCUUUAUCAAGCUGUAAAUACUCUGCUGAGUUUAGAAGAAUCUUCUGAACUUCUUCAUUUGGUUCCUGUGGAACGUGUGAAGAAUUUAGUAUUAAUGCUUCCUUCGGAACCGUCAGUGCUGCUGUUGGCUGAUCUGUAUUAUCAGAGAUUAUCCAUACACGGCUGCAGAGGGCCACUGUCUGAGGAAGCAUUAAUGGAAUUAUUUCCCAAGUUACAAGCCAACAUUUCAAGUGGUAUAUCCAAGAUUCGGCUUUUGACAGUAAGGAUCCUAAACUACUUUGAAGUUCAACUUCCAGAAUUGAUGGGGGAUGACGGGCUCGGGGAUCGCCAGUCGGCCUUUGCUAUAUUACACCAGGCAGAACUCGUGCCAGCGACGGUGAAUGAUUACAGGGAAAAGCUUCUUCACCUGAGAAAACUAAGACAUGACGUGGUGCAAAGAACUACCCCUCAGGGGCUGUUACGGGAGGUGCCACUUCGUUACUUAUUAGGCAUGUUAUAUGUUAACUUCAGUCCACUCUGGGACCCUGUUAUUGAACUCAUAAGCUCUCAUGCACAUGAAAUGGAAAAUAAGCAGUUUUGGAAAGUCUACUAUGAACAUCUAGAAAAAGCAGCUACCCAUGCUGAGAAAGAACUGCAAAAUGAUAGAAGAGAUGAGAAAUCUGGCAGAGAUGAAAGUUGGGAGCAGACUCCAGAAGGAGAAGUUGGAGCGCUUUAUAGCAAGCAGUUAGCAUUGAAAACCGACUGCCAAGAAAGACUGGACUAUACCAACUUCCGAUUUUUGCUCUGGCGAGCUCUGGCAAAAUUCCCUGAGAGGGUAGAGCCUAGAUCCAGGGAGCUCACCCCACUUUUCUUGAGAUUUAUCAACAAUGAGUAUUACCCAGCAGAUCUGCAAGUUGCUCCAACCCAGAAUCUGCUGAAAAAAACCAAAGGGGUGGCGAUGGAGGAAGUAGUUGAGGAGGAGCCUGCCACUGGAGAGGAUGAAGAGUUGGAGGAAGAGGUGGCCCCCCAAGAUGAACCCUCCCAGAAGAAAAAGACAAGAAGAGCUGCAGCAAAGCAGUUAAUUGCUCAUUUACAAGUUUUCUCAAAGUUUUCAAAUCCUCGGGCCUUAUAUCUAGAGUCCAAAUUAUACGAGCUUUAUCUUCAGUUGUUGCUACAUCAGGAUCAAACAGUACAAAAAAUAACCCUGGAUUGCAUAAUGACAUAUAAACAUCCACAUCUCCUCCCUUACAGGGAAAACUUACAACGAUUACUUGAAGACAGAAGUUUCAAGGAAGAGAUCGCGCAUUUCGGCAUUUCAGAAGAAAACACAGUAGUCAAAACAGCCCACCGAGCAGAUCUGUUUCCUAUCCUGAUGAGAAUUUUGUAUGGACGAAUGAAGAACAAGACUGGGAGUAAAACUCAGGGGAAAUCGUCUUCCGGCACCCGCAUGUCCAUUGUGCUAAGGUUCCUGGCAGGAACCCAGCCCGAGGAGAUACAGAUAUUCUUAGACUUGCUGUUUGAACCUGUAAAGCACUUCAAGAACGGAGAAUGUCAUUCUGCAGUCAUUCAAGCUGUAGAAGGUUUGGAUUUGUCUAGAGUUCUUCCCUUAGGGCGUCAGCACGGUGUCUUAAAUAGCCUUGAAAUAGUAUUGAAGAAUAUUAGUCAUCUGAUCAGUGCCUACUUACCAAAGAUUUUGCAGAUACUGCUGUGCAUGACAGCGACUGUGUCACAGAUCCUUGACCAAAGGGAAAAGAUACAACUAAGAUUUAUUAACCCAUUGAAAAACUUAAGACGUCUUGGAAUUAAAAUGAUAUCUGAUAUCUUUCUGGAUUGGGAAUCUCACCAGUUCACAACAGAAGAAAUUGAUGCCGUGUUCUGUGCUGCAGUGUGGCCCCAGAUCAGCAGGCUUGGAUCUGAGAGUCAGUAUUCUCCUACACCUCUGCUGAAACUGAUUAGUAUUUGGAGCAGAAACGCAAGAUAUUUCCCUUUUCUGGCAAAACAGAAGCCUGGACACCCAGAAUGUGAUAUUUUGACCAACGUUUUUUCAAUUCUCUCAUCAAAGAAUCUCUCUGAAGCCACAGCCAGUAUGGUGAUGGAUAUCAUUGAUGAUCUUCUUAACCUUCCAGAUUUUGAGCCCACAGAGACAGUUUUGAGCUUGACAGUAACUGGAUGCGUGUACACAGAAGGUGCAGAUGAGUCUAUCACAACAGGGGGACGAUUAAUUCUGCCUCAUGUACCUGCUAUUCUCCAGUAUCUCAGCAAAACCACAAUAAGUGCAGAAAAGGUGAAAAAGAAAAAGAACAGAGCUCGAGUCAGUAAGGAACUUGGCAUUCUUUCAAAGAUCAGCAAAUUCAUGCAAGACAAAGAACAAAGUUCUCUCCUCAUCACACUUCUCCUGCCCUUCCUCCACCGUGGCAAUAUUGCUGAGGAUACGGAGAUUGAUAUUCUGGUGACAAUACAAAAUCUGUUAAAGCAUUGCCUGGAACCUACAAACUUCCUCAAGCCUCUAGCAAAACUUUUCUCAAUUAUUAAGAACAAGUUGUCACGCCAGUUGCUUUGUACAGUUUUCGAGACACUUUCUGAUUUUGAGAGUGAAUUAAAAUAUGUUACUGAAGUUGUCAAGCUCAAUGCCUUUGAUCGAAGACAUCUUGAUGAUAUCAACUUUGAUGUUCGCUUCUCAACAUUCCAGACCAUUGCCUCUCAUAUUAAAGAGAUGCAAACUGUAGAUGUUAACUUCCUAAUUCCGGUCAUACAUAAUUGUUUCUAUAAUCUGGAGCUAGGAGACAUGUCUUUAAGUGACAAUGCCAGCAUGUGUUUGAUGAGCAUCAUCAAAAAGCUGGCUGCCUUGAACGUCACAGAAAAAGACUACAGAGAAAUCAUUCACCGUUCUCUGCUGGAGAGAUUGAGGAAAGGACUGAAGAGCCAGACAGAGACUAUUCAACAAGAUUACACCACACUGCUUUCCUGUUUAAUUCAAACCUUUCCAAACCAACCAGAAUUUAAAGAUCUGGUCCAGCUUACUGAUUGCCACGACCCAGAAAUGGACUUCUUUGAGAAUAUGAAGCAUAUCCAGAUCCACAGGCGAGCAAGAGCCUUGAAGAAACUGGCAAAACAACUAACGGAAGGCAAAAUUGUGCUGUCUUGUAAAUCUCUUCAGAAUUAUAUCAUGCCCUAUGCCAUGACUCCAAUUUUUGAUGAGAAAAUGCUCAAGCAUGAAAAUAUAACCAUCGCUGCCACAGAAAUUAUUGGAGCUAUUUGCAAGCACCUCUCUUGGUCAGCAUAUAUAUAUUACUUGAAACAUUUCAUUCAUGUCUUACAAACAGGACAAAUCAAUCAAAAGUUGGGUGUCAGUUUACUAGUAAUAGUAUUAGAAGCCUUCCAUUUUGACCACAGAUGUCUUGAAGAACAAAUGAGAAAAAUUGAGAAUGAAGAAAGUGAUUUUUGUUGUUUACUAAACAUAGACACAAUAGAAGUGAUAGAGUUGCCAGAGCACGAAGCCAUGGAAUUAGAGCCUGUGGAUGAGGAAGAGAAGGAAGAUACAAGCAAGCAUUUGUCAGACCACAACGAAGAACUUGGAAACCCUGAUCCCACAGAUGGUGAAGGGACAUCAGCUUUGGAAUCUGAGACUGUCACACCAUUCAUCUCUUCCCUUCCUCAGAAUAAGGAAGAAUUGGAGAAAACAAUUAAAAAUAUCCAAGGAACCAUUACUGGGGAUAUCCUACCCAGACUUCAUAAAUGCCUGGCAUCUACGACUAAAAGGGAAGAAGAACAUAAGCUCAUCAAAUCAAAGGUUGUGAAUGAUGAGGAAGUGGUUCGAGUCCCCUUGGCGUUCGCCAUGGUUAAGCUAAUGCAGUCCCUUCCACAUGAAGUUUUGGAAGCUAAUCUACCAAGUAUUUUGCUCAAAGUGUGCGCCCUCCUUAAGAACAGAGCACAGGAAAUCAGAGACAUUGCACGGAGCACUCUUGCAAAAAUAAUAGAGGAUCUAGGGGUGCAUUACCUACAAUAUAUUUUGAAAGAACUACAGACUACCCUUGUCCGUGGAUACCAGGUCCAUGUGCUGACUUUCACUGUUCACAUGUUGCUGCAAGGCCUCACCAACAAGCUACAAGUUGGGGAUUUGGACCCUUGUUUAAAUAUCAUGAUUGAGAUUUUUAACCAUGAGUUGUUUGGUGCUAUUGCUGAAGAGAAGGAAGUAAAACAGAUCCUAUCCAAAGUCAUGGAGGCACGAAGAAGCAAGAGUUAUGAAUCUUAUGAAAUCCUGGGCAAGUUUAUAGGAAAAGAUCAGGUUACGAAACUUAUCCUCCCACUAAAAGAGAUCUUACAAAACACCACGAGUUUAAAACUGGCCCGGAAAGUUCAUGAAACGUUACGCCGAAUCAUCGCAGGAUUAAUUGUAAAUCAGGAGAUGACAGCAGAGUCCGUUAUGUUGCUCAGUUACGGGUUGGUCAGUGAAAAUCUCCCCCUGUUAACAGAGAAAGAAAAAACUCCCACAGCCCCUGCACCGGAUCCACGCCUGCCACCCCAGAGCUGUCUUCUGCUCCCCCCAACUCCAGUUCGAGGCGGGCAGAAAGCUGUUAUAAGCAGGAAAACCAACAUGCAUAUUUUCAUAGAGUCUGGACUGCAGCUGCUGUAUCUGAGUCUGAAGACUUCCAAGAUCAAGUCUUCGAGUGCACACGUUCUGGAAAUGCUGGAUCCUUUUGUGUCCCUCCUCAUAGACUGCCUGGGCUCCAUGGACGUGAAGGUGAUCACUGGUGCUUUGCAAUGCCUGAUCUGGGUGCUGAAGUUCCCUCUGCCUUCUAUAGAAACAAAAGCAGAGCAGCUCACCAAGCACCUUUUCCUUUUGCUGAAGAACUACGCAAAACUGGGCGCUGCCAGGGGCCAGAACUUCCACCUGGCAGUGAAUUGUUUCAAGUGUGUGACCAUUCUGGUGAAGAAAGUGAAGACAUACCAGAUCACGGAGAAGCAGCUUCAGGUUCUUCUAGCAUAUGCCGAGGAGGACAUUUACGAUACCUCACGACAGGCCACGGCGUUUGGCCUGCUGAAGGCCAUUUUAUCAAGAAAAUUACUGGUCCCAGAAAUUGAUGACAUCAUGAGGAAAGUAUCCAAGUUGGCAAUUUCUGCACAAAACGAGCCUGCCAGAGUCCAGUGCAGACAGGUUUUCCUGAAAUAUAUUCUUGACUACCCACUGGGUGACAAAUUAAGACCAAAUUUGGAAUUCCUGCUCGCUCAACUGAAUUAUGAACAUGAGACCGGAAGAGAGUCCACCCUGGAAAUGAUUGCCUACAUCUUCGACACGUUCCCUCAGGGGCUGCUCCACGAGAACUGCGGGAUGUUCUUUAUUCCCCUCUGUCUAAUGCUGGUGAACGACGACUCCGCCACGUGCAAGAAGAUGGCAUCCAUGACGAUCAAGGCCUUACUCGGCAAAAUCAGCCUUGAGAAACGAGACUGGCUCUUUGACAUGGUUACCACGUGGUUCAAGGCAAAGAAGAGCUUAAAUAGACAGCUAGCUGCCCUGACCUGUGGCUUGUUUGCAGAAAAUGAAGGAGUCGCUUUUGAGAGAAGGCUUGACACUGUUCUCCCUGUGAUUGAAAAGGAGAUUGAUCCUGAAAAUUUUAAAGAUAUCAUAGAAGAGGCUGAAGAAAAAGCUGCAGAUCGCCUUCUGUUUAGCUUUCUUACACUGAUAAGUAAGCUCAUCAAGGAAUGUAAUAUUAUCCAGCUUACCAAGCCCUCUGAGACUUUGAGUAAAAUAUGGAGCCACGUGCACUGUCACCUGAGACACCCACACAAUUGGGUGUGGCUCACCGCAGCUCAGAUUUUUGGAUUGCUCUUUGCCUCCUGCCAACCAGCGGAGCUGAUAAGAAAAUGGAAUGGGAAGAAAACUAAAAAGAAGCUCCCAGAACCUGUAGCGGUCAGGUUCCUAACAAGUGACCUUGACCAAAAGAUGAAAAGUAUCUCUCUAGCUUCUUGCCAUCAAUUAUAUUCCAAAUUUUUGGAUCAGUCUCUAGGAGAGCAAGUUGUUAAGAAUUUGUUGUUCAUAGCCAAAGUCUUAUUUUUGCUGGAGCCUGAUUCUGAGGACAAAAAUGAGAUUAAAGACCUGGAGCAAGAAGAAACUUUAGGAGAUGGUGUGACCAGAAGGACAGAUGACGAGGCCUGUGCAGAUGGAAAGGCAGAAUUGGACAGAGAAGAGAAGGAAGACGCAAAGGAGGGAUACAGCAGGCCAGCCACGCUGUUGUGGUUGAUCCAGAAAUUGUCCCGGAUGGCCAAGCUGGAAUCUGCUUAUUCCCCCAGGAACCAGUUAAAGAGAACAUGCAUCUUUAAAUUUCUCGGCGCGAUGGCCAUGGACCUUGGAGCGGACAAGGUGAAGCCCUACCUCCCGGUGAUCAUAGCGCCUCUGUUCCGAGAACUGAACAGCACCUGUCUGGACCAGGAUCCUUUGCUGAAGAAUCUAUCCCAGGAAAUCAUAGAAUUACUCAAAAAGCUGGUUGGGUUGGAGAACUUCUCAUUGGCCUUCGCCUCUGUACAGAAGCAGGCUAGUGAAAAAAGGGCACUUCGCAAAAAGAGGAAGGCGUUGGAGUUUGUAACAAAUCCUGAUAUUGCCGCCAAGAAAAAAAUGAAGAAACACAGAAAUAAAAAAGAAGCAAAAAAGAGAAAAAUAGAGUUCCUGCGUCCAGGCUAUAAGGCCAAGAGACACAAGAGCCACAGCCUGAAAGACUUGGCGAUGGUGGAGUGACGUGCUCAGCGUGCUGACACACUGUCUCACCCCAAAGCUUGGACUUCCCGUUGGGUUCUGCUGGGCUGAAGUCAACAGGUUUUGUUAUUUAAUUAGCCUUUCCCAUAGAUUGUGUAAUAUACAGUUUAAUAUAAGCAUGGUCUCUUUCUUAUUAAAACAUUUCAAAAUACUACAGCAUCUUCAUUGUCUUAAAAAGCAUGGGAUGUCAUAAAAUUCCGUUUAAAAUGUCAUUUUUUAAAAAUACACUUUAAAAUAGCAAGAAGGAAAUGUAGUUAGGAAUAAUCAGGCGUGUGCACACUCCUGCUUUCGUGGAUGGAGGAAAUGAAGCUUCAUCCAAAGACAGAACUGCACAAAUGGAGAAAUACAACCAUGUUCAUGAGAAGGAAGAUUCAGAGGCACGUUAUUUCUUCCCAUACUGGGCACCACUGGUUAAAUGCAGCGAAUGAGCUGAUUCUACAGUGUAUGUAGAAGAUAGUAAGCUGAGAAUAACCAUGAAGUGCUUUAAAAAAAGAACGAGAAAGGGGGCUUUCCUUGUCAGCUAAGACACAAUUUAUUAACGAGGGAACACGUUAAUAAAUUCCACUUCAUUGAGGAACUCCCAUUUAUGAAAAGACACAACUGGGCCAUGGCGCAUAACAUAUUGAGAGGAUUAGUAGUUCCCAGGCCAUAUAAUGAAUAUAUAUACAGAGUCAUAGACAGGAACCAGCAAAAGUAACCCAGUAACAAUAGAAAUAUUAAUGGUCCUUAACAUUUGGGAUAUGUGGUUGUAUCAGUUCUUAAGUAUUGAGCUACCCAUGUUUCACCCUGGCCGUUUGUCAGUAGAUUCAGGAUCUCCCCACACAGAGACUAGAGGGUUACUGUCUGGGCAGGGGGUGUGGGUCCUUCUGCAUCAACUAUGUCUGGUUGUUAUGUUUAGUUAUUCCUGUAGUAAACCUCACUGGUAGGAAAAUUCAAAUUAAUACCUGAGUGAGAUUCCUUUUGAACCCUUCAAAUUAGUAAAGCUGACAACAGGAAAUGCUGACAAGCGUAUUAGAGCAGUGGGAACUCUACAAGCCACCUUGAAAAACAAUUUGGAAGCAUCUUAGUUCAACUAUCUGGCAUCUUUUACCUCACACUUGUCUUGAUGUGGAAGCAAUGUAACUCUUUACUGCCUAAUACACUUGGAAGAGAGGAACAAUCCAUCUGUGUGCCAGGUUCUCUGCAUUCAUGUUGUACAUCCCCAUUUUAUUCCUGAGAACCUCCUAAAAUUGUUUAAUGAAUGAGUAAACAGUCUCAUUUCCUAAGGAUGGCAUGGAUUGGACCAUAAGAAGAAGGAUUCAAGUUAGGAUUGAAAGCCCAUGCUCUUUAUAAUUUGUGAUUAUGAAGUCAGGAUAGUAUUGUAUGCAGCCUAGGAAUCGAAAGUUCGGACUUUGAGGACCUUUAGCAUGUUUUGGAUAUGGAUUGCGUCUCAUGUCUGCAGGAGGUGUGUAAUGUGCCAGAAGGAUAAACAGCACAUCUCAGAGGGCUCCUUUCCAUUCAUUCUAAGUGAGUUCAAGUAAGUGCAUGUUUUGUUUCAUCAAAAUUUUAAAAAUCAAAGUUAAUACUAAGGUAAAGUUCAAACAAAUCUCAGGACUAUGGAGCACGGCUUUGUUUUAAUCAGCGAAUAUUUAUUGAGUGCCUACUAUGUACCAGGUGCACCACACUAAUGCAGGGGACACUAACAGUAAAUAAGGUAUGGCCCACUGCCCUCAGUUUACAUUUCAACAGUUUAAAGUGCAUCUCAGGUAUUCACAUCACAGAAGUAACCACCACUCUCAAUUUCUCAUUUUUUACAGUACGAUCACAUGACAUAGCACAACUACCAACCAGACUUAUAAAAUAGAUUCCUGGAGCUGACAGACACCUUUCAUGUUUGUCCAAGUCUUCUGGAAAACUCUUAAGUCAUUUGUGCCUACAACUCACUUCUGUUCUGAUUUCAAAUAUGGUACUCUCCCAUUUUCACAAACAGAACUCGAGAUUAUUUUGUAAAUAUCAAUAUUCAAACUCCUGUAUCAUUCCUGUACACACAAAGCUCUGUAAUUGAUACCGUAUGAAGGUGAGUGUACACUCUUCCCCAUCCUAGCCUUUGUCAUCAGCCAGAGGGAUUAGGAUCAUCCUAGCACUCACUCCACCACAGCUUCUUGUGCCCUCAGUACGCAAGAUGGCAAGGGCUACAUGCCAGGUCCUGGCAGCACCUUUCUGCCAGGAGUUCACUUGCCCAUUCUGGACUCACAGUAUUCCUGAGCUGCUGGGGAGACUCAGCUACCUGGGAACAAGCCCAGCAACAGCUCAUGCUCUUGACCAGCGGGAGGGCCCAGUAUUAAACUUAGGAAUACUAUUCUCUGAGCCCGCAAAUACUAUUUCAACCAUAAACACAUUCUGAGGUGGUGUACUGAGCCAGACACUUGGCUUCUAGAGACAGAGUUGAGGGCAGCCUGCCCAUCAGGAGUGACCUAUAACACACUGCUAGGCCCAGUUAGUAGUAGGUUCUCAGAAGCACAUCUCCAAAAAAGAUUUCAAGGAGACCAAAAUAAGAGGAAAAUCCUGCAGGUGAGAAGAGAAAGCCAACAUUCACCUGCACUCAGAAUAACCAAAAGUGUGAGGGAAGAGCCACAAGUCAACAUCUGAAGGGCAGUGGUGGGGACAGGAAAUAAAGCCAGUGCUGUUCUGAUUCUGACGGUCACAACAGUUGCAAACUUCUCUUUGCCAACAUCUGGUUUUUAUAAUACUGGCUGUCUAAUUGAAAAUUGAAAAAAAUCCACCCUAUGUUAGUAUUUACUAAGAACUAUAUUCACCCCUCACUCUCGCUACUCCUGUGGUGGGCUGGGUAAUUUAAUUUCAAAAAUUCUUUGGAACAUAAUUUUUUUCUAAAUGUCUCUGAUAACCUAACAGGAAAUCUAAUCUCUAAAAUGAAUUGUUUAAUUUCUCCUCAUAGAAUAAAAUUCUGACUUUUCACUUAAUUUACAUGUCCAACUAUAGAUAAAUCUAAGACAAUACAGAUGUCUCACAACGUUUUU